UUCUCCAAUUCAGUGUUAUGACGGUUUUCAAUACCAAGCUAUGAACAUGAGAUGGACAAGUGAAAUGGACCGGUGCCUCAGCAUGAUUCUUUUAGAGCAAGUGAAUCUCGGAAAAAAAAGAAAAUCGAGUAACAAAUUUAAGCCUGCAGCAUAUGUUGCUGCCGUAUCGGCUUUACGUGAAAGGUUUCAGCUCAACUUCACAAAAGACCAUGUUAAAAAUCGAAUUAAAGCAUGGAGGAAAUUAUACAGCAGUGUGAAGAAGCUCCUUGAUCAGAAUGAGUUUCAUUGGGAUGAGAAACAAAAGAUGGUGAUUGCAAAUGAUGCUGUAUGGGAUUACUACAUUAAGAUGCAUCCUGAUGCGAGGCUUCUUCAAGGACAGGUCAUAGAAAACUAUGAUGAGUUAUGUUAUAUCAUUGAGAACUUUAAUCCAACUGAGAGUUCUACAAAUGAUUCUGAAGCUGACUUAGACUGGGAUACUGAGAAUGAAGAUGUGGAGACUGAAAUUGUAUAUCAGAAUCGAAGUGACAAUGCAAAAGAGAGAGUGAAGUACAUCAUAUGGACGGAUGAGAUGGACCGUUGCUUAACAGAGAUUCUUGUUGAUCAAUUGAAGCAGGGGAAUAAGCUUGAGAAAAAAUUUAAGCCUGUAUCAUUCGCAGCUGCUCUUACCGUUUUAAAUGAAAAUUUUGCACUCAAUGUAACAAAAGAGAACAUUAAGAGCCGAUUGAAAACAUGGAAGAAAUUAUACGGACUUGUGAAGGAGCUCCUCUCUCAUUGAGGAUUCGAGUGGAAUGAGGAACAAAAGAUGGUUGUUGCACCUGACUCAGUGUGGAAUGAGUACAUUAAGAUGCAUCCUGAUGCAAAAUCUUUACGGGCAAGAUCCAUUGAGAAUUAUAAUGAAUUGAGUGCUAUCAUUGACGACAAUCAUGCAAAAGGCUGCUGGUUUACAAGUGGUGCCAAAGGUGAUUUAAAUCCCA
Messenger RNA from Cornus florida, 974 nucleotides. RefSeq lists its product as uncharacterized. The coding region runs from base 41 to 775 and encodes 244 amino acids. The transcript is spliced from 3 exons. The record is from RefSeq and is a predicted model, not a curated record. Lineage: Eukaryota; Viridiplantae; Streptophyta; Magnoliopsida; Cornales; Cornaceae.